CUACCGAAAACGGAUCACUCUAACCUCACCUCGAGAGCCUUCACCGUUGCCAUCGCCUUUGCCACCGCCAUUGCCACCGCCAUUGCCAUCGCGGUCGGACCUAAUGCCUUCACCCUCGGCCUUACAGCCUUACAGCCUCGCACAUCAAGGCAAACCCCCAACCAAUCUCUAAAAGCCUUCAACACAUCGCAGCACAGCACAGCACAGCCAUCAUGUCAUCACACCAGGCGCUCCAGGGGCACCUGUGGUCUGGCUUCUUUACCGGAGUUACCACACCACGGCGGAAGAGGAGGAAGGUUACUCCGGUUACCCCGCGGCUGCCCAUACGUCUGCCAGCCGCUGUGCAGACACCAUUGCAACCCCCACGAUUCGAGUUCCCACCUUCUGUCCAUCGCCACUUGCCCCAAGCAAUUGCAGACAUGGUUGGCGAGAGCUCCGGCGAUGAAGACGAGCAGCAGCAGCAGCAGCGAGGGCUUUCACCCGCGGACAGGGGCCUGCAGCGUCCGUUGAACCUCCCCGCUCCCAUCCCUUUCCUUUUUCCCAGCACACCGGGUGGAUCCCUGGUUUAUGAACCACCACCACCCCCGCCACCACCACCAGUUCAACGACCCCGCCCGCAGACACAUGCCAGCAUCAAGGUUUCGCUUCACCGAAUCAUCCAUAAUCAAAAUCAAGCUCAAAGGGAGCGCCUAACAACAUUCAUCGGCAAUGUUCACAUCCUUGCGCGCCACACCACCUUCUUUCUCAAGUACUACCUUGCUGACCAUCCUCUACACGAUUUCCCGGACAUCACCGACAAGCACAUCAGUGUGAUGUUUGAGCUGCUCAACAACCCAGGCUACAAUGGCAAUCCAGUCAUCGCGCAAGAGUUGCGUCCAUGGGUUCAAGAGUACUGUGAUGUUCACGGAUUCGCCCCCAUACGCAUGCGAAAUUGCCAACAGACCGCAGCGUACACGGCUCAGAGCAUCUUCACCAACCUCAAAGUUAACGUACAAGAGCAUUUUAUGCAAAUGUUUCUGCGCUACGUCAAUGAAAGGCUUGGUUUGAAGCAAGUCGUACUGCAUCUCCGUAGAGCCGGAGUCAGCCGAGCGCAGCGGAGACAGUAUUAUCAGCGGGUCCGUCAAUUUACAAAGUACGCGAUGUUUGAAGAGUUUCCAACCAAAGAGGAGUUGGCCGCCUCACACGACUUGAGCGGACCGUGCUCGACGAGUUAUGGGCUCUGUUUCCUCCCCAGGAUGAACCGCUUGCGUACAGCCUUGCGGUGGACGCAAUGCCAUAUUUAGGUGCCUACUGUGAGCUCUCACGCCUCUAUGAGCGCCGUGGAAUGCGGCUGUUUUCGGCUAUCCCGCUGCGCAAAUCUCGAAUCCAGUCAUCUGUUCGGAUCGACACCCUGAUCCUAGGUACUCAUAUCCUGGAUUUCGGCCGACGUC
Messenger RNA from Fimicolochytrium jonesii, 1430 nucleotides. RefSeq lists its product as uncharacterized. The transcript is spliced from 4 exons. Lineage: Eukaryota; Fungi; Chytridiomycota; Chytridiomycetes; Spizellomycetales; Powellomycetaceae. Bases 213 to 1283 code for a protein of 356 amino acids. The record is from RefSeq and is a predicted model, not a curated record.